Messenger RNA from Gigantopelta aegis, 12168 nucleotides. RefSeq names its product serine/threonine-protein kinase D3-like. The record is from RefSeq and is a predicted model, not a curated record. Gene Ontology annotation, molecular function: ATP binding; protein serine/threonine kinase activity. Bases 665 to 3391 code for a protein of 908 amino acids. NCBI's taxonomy places the organism in Eukaryota, Metazoa, Mollusca, Gastropoda, Neomphalida, Peltospiridae. The transcript is spliced from 22 exons. Gene Ontology annotation, biological process: protein phosphorylation.
GAAACAUCAAUAAAACACAUUUAAAAUGUAAUACGGUCCACCGCCUUCCCUCGUGGCACCGCCUUCCCUCAUGGCACCGCCCUCCUUUAUCCCACAGCAUCAAAACGUGCCGCAAAGUCAUGAUUAGUUGCACCGAGAACACUCACGUGUUGUCACAAAGUAGAAGCUUGUUUGUCGUAACCACCUUUCCGAUUCACAUUUUAAAAUGCGUGCGUUCGUAUUACAUACAGACCAAACCAGUGCAAACAAAAUGAUCACCACCACAACGAUUAACCGACUGAACACGCAAUGCUGUGGCGUCGACAGCGGUUCGCACGACGUUCCCGACAUUCAAGCGUAGGCGUCGUUGACUUUCUAGCUGUAGCCGCAAAUCGUUCUGGCAAAGUUUAUCCUGACUGAGAGGCGACCUGUCACUCAAAAAGUCGCGACACAGUUACGACGAAAUUAGGUUUCUUGGUGCACCGACUGUCGUAGACUUGUACGAUAACAAACAUUUGGCACAGUGGCAUCGGGGGAACUUUAAUCAGUUUCUGAUACGUGCUGUUAGUGUCUGACCAGGUGGCAUUGACUUUCCGAAGAAGCGAGUGUGUUUGCGCCCGUGUCUCUGACAGGUAGAAGAAAAUGCAUGCUACUGAAAGCUUGAGUGACUGAUAGGUUGGCAAAUAUGACCGACAACGUUGUCGUCGAAAGCCCUAGCAUCGCUAAAGGAAAGUUUUCCUUUUGGAUGCAGAUAGGAUUAACCAGGGAACAGAUAAACGCUGAAGGGGAACUUACUUUGGCAUCACUGAAAGAGGCAGCAUGUUCGUUCGUCGAUAGAAAGUUUCCUGAGCAUGGUUUUUACAACCUCGUGGAUAAGAUUCUCCUGUUCCAUCAUGACGGUUCCAGUAACAAUGUCCUCAACCUCAUUUGCGAGGCCAGCCAGAUCUACGAGGGCUGUCUUGUUGAAGUUGUUCUGUCAGCCCAAGCAACCAUGGAGGAGCUACAGAUUCGACCUCACCUGCUGUUUGUCCACUCGUACAAGUCGCCACACUUCUGUGAUUUCUGUGGAGAGAUGUUGUUCGGACUUGUCAAGCAAGGGCUGAAAUGUGAAGGAUGUGGCCUUAAUUUUCACAAGCGAUGUGCAUACCGGAUCCCCAACAACUGCAGCCACAACCGAUACCGCCGUCAGUCCUCCAGUAGCCUGUCACCAAAUCUGCCUACUGUGCUGCCAGUUCCAGACACUAACCAAAAUGAGAACCAGCUUUUGUGUUCAGUAAGUCCAAGUGAAGAUUUCGUAAGAGAGGCCAUCUCGCCAACAGUGUUCAGCAGUCCUGUGCCCUUUGACCUUGGCCGACAUAAAUCAUCGGGUUUCAGCCCAUCAAAGGGAACUUUUACCCUUCCAAUCGUGGAGAACAAUGUCAAAGAAAAUCACCAGAGCCUUGUACCAAAAGUAAACCUUACCGCCCCGUCUUCACCAAAUACUGGACGGUCCAAAUCUUGGAGUGGACGUCCGCUGUGGCUGGAGCGUGAAUAUGCAACUCGGAUCAAAGUUCCGCACACGUUUGUGGUGCACAACUACACGAGACCCACAGUCUGUCAGUGGUGCAAGCGGCUCCUCAAGGGGCUCUUUCGACAGGGCAUGCAGUGCAAAGAUUGUAAGUUCAACUGUCAUCGAAAGUGUGCUCCACUUGUUCCCAAUGAUUGUGCAGGAGAACUGCCAUACAGAAUUGGAGGCUUCAAUGAUUCUCUGGACAAUAUCUCGGAGCCUGAGACAGAGUGCGAGCGUGAUGGCGUCACUGACAUCAGUGAGAUCGAGUCCGAGUUGGAGUUCUCCGGACAGCAGGACGAGAACAGUCAACAGGACGAUAAUGAUAACGAGGAAGUGGACCAGAAACCACCGCUUAGCCCAACUCAGAGUAGCAACAUCCCACUGAUGAGAGUUGUGCAGUCGGUGAAACACACCAAGAGGACUGGGUCGAAAAUCAUCAAAGCCGGCUGGAUGGUGCACUUUACUGACAAAGAUAAUGCGAGGAAGAGGCACUAUUGGCGACUUGACUCCAAGUCCAUCGUCAUGUACAUCAAUGAGCAAUCCAAGCGCUACUUUAAGGAGAUUCCAUUAAACAGCAUUACGUCAGUAGAACCGGCAAAGCUGAAACCUGCACCAGAGCUGUCCCGCGCUCCUCAUGUGUUUGAGAUUAAGAUGUUGACCCUCAUCUACUGCAUUGGCGAGAACCCCAGCUACGGGCAGCAGCAGACGAACAUCGUGAGCUCCCCAGAGAGCGGCAUCGGUCUGGAGCAGGCAAAACACUGGGAGCAAGCCUUGAGGCAGGCGUUGAUGCCACUGACGCCAACCUCCAGUGUGACGGAAGAUGAAAAGGGUAGCACAGCUAAUGGAGGUGGAUCCAUAAAGAACAAGCAGCCGGACAUCAGUCAGUUGUAUCAGAUAUUCCCAGAGGACGUGUUGGGUUCUGGCCAGUUUGGAAUAGUGUACGGAGGUCGUCAUAAAAAGUCAAACCGUGAUGUGGCAAUCAAGGUCAUUGACAAAAUGAGAUUUCCCACGAAACAAGAAGCACAACUCAAGAUAGAAGUGUCCAUUCUGCAGAAUCUGCAUCAUCCGGGAGUUGUGAACUUGGAGCAGAUGUUUGAAACUCCAGAGAGAAUAUUUGUUGUGAUGGAGAAGUUGAAAGGAGAUAUGCUUGAAAUGAUUUUGUCCAGUCCAAAGGGCCGUAUUAGCGAACGUGUCACAAAGUACCUUAUUUCACAGAUCCUUGUUGCCUUGAAACAUCUCCACUGUAAAAGUGUUGUACACUGCGACCUCAAACCUGAAAAUGUACUCUUGUCAUCAGAAACUGCUUUUCCCCAGGUGAAACUCUGUGACUUUGGUUUUGCAAGAAUCAUUGGAGAGAAAUCAUUUAGAAGAUCUGUGGUCGGGACACCAGCUUAUCUUGCACCUGAGGUGUUGAAAAGAAAAGGCUACAAUCGGUCUCUCGACAUGUGGUCUGUGGGAGUGGUCAUCUAUGUCAGUUUAAGUGGCACGUUUCCUUUCAAUGAGGAUGAAGAGAUUAGUGAUCAAAUCCAGAAUGCAUCCUUCAUGUACCCACCGAACCCAUGGAAAGACGUGUCCCAGGAAGCCAUUGACCUGAUCACCAACCUGCUGCAGGUGAAGAUGAGGAAGAGAUUCACCGUGGACAAAUCACUGUCACACGUCUUUCUGCAGGACUAUCAAAUGUGGUGCGACCUGCGUGUUCUUGAGAUGCAUGUCGGCAUGCGGUACCUGACGCACGAGUCUGACGACGAGCGCUGGGAGCAGUACCGCAAGGACAACAACCUGCAGCUGUGGACGGAGAUCGGUCAGAAAGGUCUGAACGAAACCUACAACUUCAGUAAGCUCCGUGACAAGCCUAAGUCCUGAAUGUGCUUCUCACCCGCACUGCCAGUCCUCCUCCUCCUCUCUCGUGUUCUUCAACAUGCACACUUCGUCCUUGUAGAUCUGACUCCUUGUUAUUGCAGACAGUGUAUAGUGGCUGCUGCAUGGAUUGACGGUUGUGUGAUCUGUACCAUCGCCCACUGUACACUGUACAAUCCCAACAACAGCAGCAGCUACUACUGUUGAUGGCAUGGAUGAUUGUAGGUUAAUUUGGGGGUGAACGUUUUGGGUUUUUUUAUAUCGUGCUGAUCUUGAGUGCAAGUUGUGAAGCACGUCUGUCAUGGGCCUAGGUUUUUGUUAAUUUGGUUGAGUACGUGUGUCCAACAUGGUGGGUGUUGGUAGACUUUUGUAAUCAUGAUUAUGCUAUAUGCACUCUUUUGAUGCCCCGGCUGUUGUAUGGCAAUCAGUGAUCUAUGCCUUGAUCUCAAGACGUGUUCUGCAAACUCUGUGCUGGUUGAUAUAUUGUGGUGUGUGCACUUCGUCUUGCACCACAAAUACCCUUUCUUUCAUCUGGUUCCAGCACUCUGAACCAGAGUCCACACACUAAAGGUCUGUUUCCACUUUAGCAUUUCAGGCCCCGUAAAUCAGGUCGAUAAAAAUGCUUCAUUUGCUAAUAGAGUUACAACAGACUUUUAGUGUGUGGACUCUGGUUCAGACUGUUAAAACCAGAAUUCACACACUAAAGGUCUGUUUCCACUUUAGCAUUUCAGGCCAUGUGAAUUGAGUCGGUAAAAAUGCUUCAUUUGCUAUUAGAGUAACAAUGAAAAGGUUUAAAAACAUGCUCGGCCACCAAGGUGUGAAAUGCCAAUGUGAUUCCUGUAUUUGGGAUCAGGUCAUAAUGGACAGUGAGCGCUAUCCGACCCGCAUUUACUACCCCCAAGGAAAUAGUUGACCAGAUUGCUAAAAGCUGCAUGCAUGCUGGUCAUUUCAUGACACUUGAAAUUGUGGCGUAAAAUUCUUAAGUGGAAACAGACCUUAAAAGUAUUGUCACCCUUUGUGUGUGGACUUGGGUUUAGACUGCCUAAACUCUAAUCACCAUAGAAACUGCAUUCAUUAAUACAUGUAUCAUGUCAAGAAUCUUAAAGAUCUUUAGCAUCAGUCUAGCCUUGUACAGUUUUAUAAGCAUGUGUUGAGAUGUACCACUACGAUUAUCUGAAAUGUACAUGUAUCUGUCAUAAUAUACUGAAUAUAUGCAAUUUAUAACUUUUUAUGUACCCAGGUUAUGUUGCUGGUACAUAUAUAUUGCUUGAACAUGUGAUAAAGUAUACCAUGGCUGUCUCUCUCUUGAUGCAUGUUGUUGCCUGUUAUCGGGUAUUUUUAACAGACAUAUUUUUAAAAGCUUGAAAAAUGCAGAUUUUAAGAAGUACACCAAGGCUAGAACAUUCAACAGAAGAGUGACUCAUCGGUUUAUCUUCAAGUGAUAUUUGAGUAAUAUAUUUAUGUUUUCUCUUUUAUGUUACUUAUGGGGUUCUCUGUACGUUCAUUUGUAUUCAGGACCUUUGAGGUUUGAGUAAAUUGUGUCAAAGUUUUAUUUGAGCGUAUUUAUAUAUCAGUGUAGUGUUUACCUUAGGCCGUGAUCAACAUUUGUUUGAGAAAAUCACUACAAACCUCACAAAUGCUUGGGCUAGUGUGCUAUAUAUUAUAGUAAUACGGUUGAUAAUUUCCACUAGCUCAGACCAAUAAUUCAGUAGCCAGUACCGAGGGAUAGUGGAUUUGUUGAUCCCUGCCUUAGGUAAUGACUUCUGUUAAAGAUCAUAAAUCACAGAAACGUUUUUACGGUGGCAUAUCAUAAUUAUAUGUAUCUGCAUAAUAAUUUAAUUUUUGUAAAGUAACGUAUAGUUUAUUUUACGACCCCACUACAGCACAUAGAUGUAUUUAAUCAUCAGCUAUUUGGAUGUCAUACAUUUGGUAAUUCUGACAUAAGCAGUAGUUAAUGGUGUGCUAGUUGUCGAUUUUAUUUUUUAAAAUGCAAUAACAAAUUUUGUUUGAAUAAAGGGAUCAUUUUAGAAAAUACACUUUAGGAUAGAUUUUAGGUUACUUUUUUUUUUCCUGGUGAGAAAGAUUCGUUUCGGUGAUUUAGGAUACGUCAAUGCUAUUUAAUUAUAGAUUUGACUUUUUUAUUUUAUAUAAACAUCUUAUGCUUGAAUCUUUUCUUAAAUAGAAAAGAGAUGAGAAUUUAGGAUAGUUGAUUUUCUGAAAUGUCAACCCCCCAAAAAUUAAUCAAACUUGAAUAUGUCACUGUGAAGAGAGCAUUACUGCGCUAGAUUCUGAUAUAUCAAUUUUAUAGGUGUAAAAAAUAUUUAGAAUUUUGUAAGUUAUAUUACAAAUUGUUUUUUUCAUGUUGUUUAUAUUUGUUAUCAUUUUUGUACCCGUUUGUUUAUAGAUGUUGAAUCUUCAUUUUACCUCUAAGCUUAUUUUCUGAUAGUGUGUUGACAAUUUAUGGUUUGAAAAUAGCAUUGGUAAACGUUAAUGUGUUCCAAGUUCAACAUGUUGACACUUCCAUAUCUUUCACAAGGUUGCAAAUGUUGAUAUAUUUAUCCAUAAUAUUAUAAUGUGUAUGUCAAAAACCAUCCACAUGUUCAUCAGUCUGGCAUAAUCCAAAACAUGGUCAGAAACACAAAAACGUGCAUGAUUACAGGAAUGUAUCAAACACACACUUUCACAAACACAUGCAGACACACACACACACACACACACACACACACACACACACACACACAUGCAAACAUGUACACCUUUAUAUGUUUAUAUGUUGUACACAAACAGCAUAUUAUGUACACGUCGAAACAGAAACACACACAGAUGGACAAAAAGACUAGUACAAAUCCAGUACAUAAUAUAUAUAUAUAUAUAUAUUAUCUUUUAUAUAUGUAGUAACCUUUAUUUUGAGAGAGAUAUAUAUCACACAUUUUGUGCAGACAUUGAAUUUUAUAUUCUCAGAGGUUUAUUGCCAUGACAUUAACAGGCAUUUAAAGCUGAUGGUUUCAUGCUGACAUAAUAUAUUACAGUCAAUGUUUAAAAUUAAUGUAAAAAAUCUGACAAUUUGUAGAAUGGCCAAAAGUUUCAGUCAGUUUGUAACCUAACCGAUUCAUUUGUCAUUCUAACUUUUCCAGGAUAACACAGCCGUAUGGCAGUGACAUCUUAUUCUGUUUACCUGUAUUUUUUUAUUUUUAUGUAGUAAUUAUUGUAAGACAAAUCAAGCCAGUUUGUGUGUCUUGCUCUAUAGACCGGAUCUGGAUUGUGCAUAGUUUUUAAUAUAUUCUUUUUUGUAGUGGUCCACUGAAGACAUGUAGUGAUAACAAUCAUUUAGAGAGAUGAAUGUUUUCCAAAUUCCCAAUCUUAAUCAUCCAUACAGUGUUUGUGGGUUUCUUCAUAAUUUGUCCAAUGUUUUCCAUAUUCUCUGUACAAAACUUAUGAUAUGUUUUCAUCUGAUACUUUGCAUACAUUCUGAAUAGGGUCCGCCAGUUUAGAAUGGCCCAACCUCUUCUACCAAUGCACUCUUCCUCACAAGGGUUUAAAUAAAUUUAAAAUUACUAUUAUUUUAAUAUUUUAAUUUAGAAUGCCCGUACAUAAAUUGCGACCAAAUUGGUAAUAAAAUUAUUUUAUUUUAUUAUUUUGGAAAUGCGCUUUAAAAUUUAUUAAAACCCAAUUUUAUUAUUUAGGCCAUAAUAUUCAAAAUUGACCAGGAAAUAAUUUCUGUCCCGAGUCAGGCCCCUGGCUAUCCAGAGACAAGACUCGGGACAGACAUGCUCGAUACUUCCGUGGUAUAUGAGCAUGACAAAAUUAUCCGCUCCACCAUUUAGACCAUCAUGCAACACUAAUCUUAGGGCCAAUCUCAGUACUUGACCACCAGUAUUAAGAUUUCGGGAAUUGUUUUCGUAACCCACUUUCAUCUCUGAAGUCAGUAACAUAUUUUUUUAUUAAAAAUACUAAUCCAAAAUGUGACAACUGCUUUUAAAAAAGAAGGAAAAAGAGGAAAACUGCUAAAUGUAUUGUGUGUUAUAUACCAAAAAUAUACUAACAGAAAAGUACAUAUUGUAUUUAGAAUUAUAUAUUAUUAAAUGAUGAAUUUUUGGGUUUAUAAAAAUGUAUUAUCUUGAAAAAUAAAUGUAUUGUCAUAAAACUUGGCAAGCAUUUCUUUCAUCUUGGUAAAAAAAAUAAAAAUAUAUAUAUAAACAUUUCUUUAAAACACCCGUACUAUUUUAAGUCUAUCAUCUGACAGUUAUUAGUCCUGUUAAUGUAACUGUAGUAUUUCAUAGAUCAGUAGAAGAUAAUGACUGAACUGACAAUGCUUUCAUUAUAAUUACAAGUCUCAGCAUGAGACUGAUUUCAAGAGAUAACUACUGUGUUAGGCCAGCUUGUGCUCAUGAACAUCUGUUGAAAUAUUAGUAAUUACAGACUUACACAAAAAGAAAUCACUUCGUAGACAUUUUUUUUUUUUUUUUUUUUAAUUCAUUUUUUUCACAUACUAUUUUUUAAAAAGUGUUUGCCAAACCUGAUGAAAAUAAGUUUUAAUUGACUGUUUUAUAUAAUAGUAAAUAUAUGCUUUUUUGUAAACUUCUGGUGCCUUGUCCAGAUGUGCCAAUAAAUGAAUAUGUUGUAUUUUCUGUAUUCUCCACAACUAUAUCAGAAAAACUAGUGUGUGACCUGUGAAUACAUUUUAAAGCAACAUCACCCGUUACUCCAAACUCACCAACAAGUGGUAUUAGUAGCAUGUUAAUGUGCAUUUGAUAAGCAUAAAUUACAAAAUUAUGGAAUUAGUGAUGAUGUAACAUUUUCAUUAUAGACACUAUAUACAUGUAUAUUUUAAAACAUCAUUACCCAUCUGGGGCCUAAUUCACCAAACUCGCAAUUUUGCAAUCUCGUUGUGCAGUGCUAAAAGACUUGCAAAGAGGAUGCUUUGUUGUCUAGCAGAGCCUAAGGGACCUUUGUGAAUUAGGCCCCCGUUGUGCAACAUACGUAUAUAUAUACAUUUAGUUUUAUUCCAGAAAUUAUCACACAGGGUUGAGUGUAUAGACAAACUAAAUGUUUAAGAAGUUAGUUUGUUUUGUUUAAUGACAUCACUAGAGCACAUUGAUUUAUUGAUCAUCGGCUGUUGGAUGUCAAAAACUUGGUAGUUGUACAUCAGAAAACUGCUACAUUCUUACUUUAGCAGUAAGGGAUCUUUUUUUUGAACUUUCAAACAGAUAGGAUAUACUGGCCUUGGGCCACUGGUUGAGAUGGGGGGGAGGGGGUGGGGGGGGACGAUCAGAAUAGAUUCACUGAGAGGUUUAAAGCAGCUUAAGCAAGUGCUGUACCAUCAAAGCCAGAUACUGCCAUCAAAUUUUAAAAGAUUUCAUUUGUCUGGUGGGUUUUUGGGGAGGAGAUUAUUUUGUUUUGUCAGAUGGUUGGUUGUGCAUACAAAUAUAACCUGUUUGGGUGGUUACAUAUUAGUCUUGCUUACUUUAUGGGUGGUUGGUAUUAAAACCAGUAUUAAAGGGACUGUUCUCAGUUUGUUGCCAUUGUUAACAUUUUGCCGACUAAUGGAGACAUUUUAAUGACUACAGUUGCAUAUGAAAUUCAAUUUUCUGCAUAAUAUAUAUAUAUAUAUAUAUGUAUAUAUAUAUAUGUAUACGUAUAUGAAAUAUGUUUCUGGUUGUCCUAAUCUGUAAUAGGUCAAACUUCAUUUUAUUUCCUGAUAUCUAUUUUUUUUCUUUUCUUUUCUUUUUUUUGGUAGAAAUGAUUUCGGAGACCAAAUCCAGUGCGGUCUGCUUUAAAACAUUUAGGACAACAAGAAACGUUUUAAAUAUACAGAUACUAAUAUUCUAAAUGAGAAACUCUAUUGAGUAUAUAACUUCAGUCAUUCAAAGAUUUGUAUUAGUCAGAAAAUGUUUACACAAUGACAGCAAACUCUGGACGGUCUAUAAAGCUUCACACUCGUACUGCACAUGUGAUAAUGUCUGUAAUACUGCUUAAAUGUAAACACUUCCAUGACUAGCGUCGGGACCACUUUGGGAUUGUGUAGUCAGUUCAUGACGUAUACCAUUGACCAGUGUUUCUGUCAGAAAGAAAUUUUUGGGAAUGGCGUUAUGGAAUUGAAUGCAACCAGUUAACAGGCCUCCCCCAGAAAGAAAAUGGAUUACGUUUAGUGUUAGUGUUAGGGUUAAGAAAAUCAUACAUUAAUGAUAAAAGAGUAAUUAAUUUUGUCAAAAGGUUAACUUAAAAAAAAAAAAAAAAUUGCCAAAGAAUUUGGGUAUGGCACCAUACCCAUUUUACCCUCUGACAGGAACCCUGUUGAAAGUAAUGUGUAUUGUGUGAAACAAACUGACUGGACAAUAGAUUCUUCUUGGUUUUUCUCAUUUUAAAAAUUAUUUUUUAAACCUAUUUUUAAAUAUUGUAACAUAUUGUGUUUAAUCAAUAUCUAAAAAGUACUGUAUAUUAGUUUUAAGUGAGAAUUUUGAUUCCUGCUGCAGUCUUCAAUGACAAAACAAAACAAAUGCCAAAAUAUAAACACUGUUGAAUGUUGGUUUUUUAUAUAGCAUGAAUGUUCCUUUUAAUCAUUUAUAAACUGUGGACAUAUUUUAAUAUGAGCACCUGUUUUUAAUAUAUGUAUAUAGAUGUAAUAUAAUGCAUUCAUCACCAGUACAUUGUUCUCAAUUGCAUUACUGGAUACAGUGAAGUGCACUUCUGAUUAAAACUACAAAUUGUUAACACAUCAGAAAUUGUAUCUCUGUACAGAGAGAACCCAGUGGAAUUUUUUACAAUUGUGACAUUGUAAAAUCAGUAUACAUUACUCACUAUCAUUGUCAACAAACUAGGGGAACUAGUAACCUAGCAACAAUCAAAAUAUUAUGAAAUCAAUAAUCAAGUUUAAACAAAAAAUAGAAGCAUAAUAUUUUGAUAAAAAAUGCAUCUACACUUCCGUAUCCAGCUUGCUUUAAUACCAAUAAAUGGCAUUAUUCUUUUACAGGAUGACCUUUUUAUACUUCAUGAAUCAAAAUGUAUCAUAUUUCCAUGAAAAUUAUCUGUCCCAUACAGUUCAGAUGAUUUGGGUUUUUUUUAUUCAUUUAAAGAUAAAUGUGUAGAUGAAUUUUUCCAAAAAUUAGAGCUUACUGUAUGAAUAGAAUACUAGACAUUCCAACAGAAGUUUUAUUUUGCAGUUAGUGUUAGACUAGUUCUGUAUGAUGUUUGCAUAUGUACUAGAAUAAGACAAAUGUGCCUGUCGGUUUUCAAAAUUCUUGGAGGCAUGGUCUAAACUUAAUGUAACCAGGAAUUCAAAGAAUACUUGUAAAUGGAAAUCUAAAAAAUUAAUUAGGUCAGAUGAUAAAUAAUUUAAUGGUGUUUUGUUUUAUUUUAUUUUAUUUCAAUAGGCAUAUAUGUUUGUCAAAAGAUUUAUCUCCCUGGGUUACCAAUUUGUAACGCUGUGACAGCUAGCAUUUGAGAAUUACAUUUGCAGUCUUCAUUUCUCGACUGUGAAAUAUUCCACAUUUAUAAAAUAUAUGAGCUGUCAUACACGAAAACCUACAAUAUAGCAUGAUGUCAGAAACCGAGUAAACACGGCUCAAAGUUUGAUGUCUUUUACUUUGAUGUUGACAAUAUGACGUUUUUGAUGCUGUAUUUUUGCACAAUACAAUUAAGAUAGAAUGCUAAUACCUGAGAUUUAUUAUUUGAAGGUUAUUACCUGCUAUUUGCCAAAAAAUGUAGAUCUAUAUAUUUUUAGUUUUUUUUGUUUUUGCUAAGUUGUAGGUUUUCCUGUUAUACAACUCGUAUAGUGUUUGUAAAAAGAGAUAAUGUCAUAAUGCUAUGCUUACAAUUUGUGUUUGCAUGAUAAUCAUCCCAGUGCAAAUAGAUUUUUAGGCUUGAUUAAAUGGGUGAUAUUGCUAUGUAAUUAUUAAAUGGGUGAUAUUGCUAUGUAAUUAUUAAAUGGGUUAUAUCGCUAUGUAAUUAUUAAAUGGAAACUGGGUGUAUGGUGACUAUUGUUAUAUCCAAGAAUAAAUUCUUGUUUCUUUUGUAUUUGAAUAUUCAAAUGGAGAUUUGUAAAGUGUUUUUGUAAAUGUGUACUUUGAGAAGUAUAUACAUGUAAACUGUUAAAACUAACUAGUUAACUAAAGAAAAGGAAUUUUUAACAACAUUGCAUUGUAAUAUUUUUAAAAUUUUGAACACAUAAUAUAUAUAUUUUUACAAUUGAUCUAAGGCAUUAACCACAUAAGCUACACCUUUCCAGUAGCAGUAUAUAUACAGCAGGCUUUGAUAAUACAAUCAUAAAGUAAUCCAGUAUGUCCAAGGCUUUAGAUGUUCAGAAUUGCAUUUAAAGCUAUUUUAAUGUAAUCAAAACCGAACAUUGGUAUAGAAGUCAAAUGUUUUAAGGUCAGUGGAUUUGUACUUAAUUUGGGCAUACAUAUUUUGGGCACAUUUAUCGCCUUGACUUUGGUGCAACCUAAGCCCUGUGUGUAGAUGAGUUAUAUCUUACAGCCAACCACAUAUGAGGCAAGCACUCGACCACUGAUGUAUAGUUUUCUCUGCUAUGACAUACACAUAGCUGAAGUGAAGUACCUGUGAUGUAAUCCUUGCUAACAUCUCCAAUAAACCAAAAGCAAGAGGUUAUUAGAGGAGGGUGAUGUUAUUGUUUGCACAAAUUGUAUGCAUUCAAAGAAUUGUAAAUGUGGGACAACAGUUUCCUAAAAUAUAUAAAUAUCUAUAUAUACAUACAUAUAUAUAUAUAUAUAUAUAUAUAAUGAAAUGUUUAAUAAAUGGUGCUACUUUUUAUAUGGCAUCUUAUUGUU